UCCCCUUUGUCUCCACUAGUCAUGGCUUCCUCUUCCUCCCCCUCCUCCUCUUUCUCCUCCUCCUCCUCCUCCUCCUCCUCCUCACUCAUUCCGCGUCUGUCCUCCAUCAGCAGCGGCCUGGAUGCUCCGCUGAGCUCAAACAUGGCUGUGAAUCUCGCCAAGAACAGACUGCUCCUGCUCACCGCCUACCAAGACGUCAUCGACGAAUGCUCCGACACCGACUGGGCCUUGUACACGUACGAAGACGACAGCAAUGAUUUAACGCUGGCAUCGACGGGAGGGGGCGGCCUGGCAGAAAUCACGCUGACCUUUGACAACGCCCGGGUCAUGUACGGCUUCUGCGGCUUGAAGGAGCCCAACGCCGCCUUGCCGCGAUACAUCCUCAUUAACUGGGUGGGCGACGAUGUGCCCGACGCCAGGAAGUGUGCCUGCGCCAGCCACGUGGCCACCAUUGCGGACUUCUUCCAGGGCGUGGCAGUCAUCAUCAACGCCAGCAGUGUCGACGACAUCGACCCGUCCGCCAUCGGGCAGCGGCUCACCAACGGCACCGCGGUGGCGGCCAGUCCCGUCCUGACUCGUCUCAAAACCCGAGAAGAGGAACGUGGAGACGUGAAGGGCACAGUGUACCAAAAGACCAACGCAGAGGUGGAGAUGAAGAAAAUCAAUCGAGAAGAAUUCUGGGAGCAGGCCAAGCGCGAGGAGGAGCUGAGGAAGGAAGAGGAAAGGAAGAAGCUGGCCGAGGAACGCCAGCGCUUUGAGGAGGAGCGAAUGGAGCUGGAGAGGAAGGAGCAGGAGAACCGAGAGCGGAGGUACCGGGAGCGAGAGAGGCAGAUUGAAGAGCACAGGAAGAAAAUACAAGAGGAAGAAGAGGCCAAAGACAGGUUGCAGAGUCACACAACCUUACCGGCAGAGCUAAGCAUCGAUGACCUCAGCCUGGACAAGAAGGAGUCUGAAGUGGAGGUUCAGGAGGCCAAGGCCAUCAUUGCUCAGCGGUCCGGGAACCCCCGAGAGUUCUUCAAGCAAAAGGAACGAGCCAUGACCAUCAGCGUGGACACCUCGCCCGUCGCCGUCCACAGGGCCGGCCGCUUGGACAGCCCCUUUUUGAGGCAGCAACACAGUCCCGGCAGCCCCACUUGGACUCCCCCGCCCAGGGGGGUGUCGCCUCUGCGCACUGCCGCGCCGCACGCACAGACGCACCGCGCCGCCGGGGACAACGGCGAGCAAGCAAGCGUGGAGCGGAACGUGGCGGCGGUGUCGCCCAUCCCCCAGAUUGUCACCACGCCCAUCAAGGAGGAAGCCAACAUGGAGACAGAAUGCGCAUUUGACUGGGAACCAAAGCAGGAGCAGAAAGCUCCUGUCCAGGAGUGGAGCCCUUCCAAGCCCGUUCAGAGCGUAGCCCCCCAGGCCCGCGAGCCCGCCUUCUCCACGUGGGAUUCCGCCACCGAAGAUCUGGUGGACCUGAUGGGCGACGCGCCUACAGCCGGCGUUCGCUCUCAGCCGCUUCUCAGCUUUGACGAGCUGACGGACGGCGACUCGCGCGCGGCGACCGAGGGGGAUCGACCCGCCGGCCCGCUGGACGAGGACGCCUCGGAGCAGAUGACGCUCAGCUACCAGCACGCGUUGCAGCACGCCGCCGCCGACGGACACGCGCUGAUGACCAACGGGGAAACGCUGAUUAAAGAAGCCGCUCAGGCGAGCGAGGGCUACUUCAGCCAAUCGCAGGAGGAGGAAUUCGGCCAAUUGGAGGAGGGCUCGGCAAAAGCCACACCUGUGCUUUAUAACAAGCCGCCAGAAAUUGACAUCACGUGCUGGGACGCCGACCCCGUGGCGGACGACGACGACGACUAGCCGGACGAACGGACGACGGGCCCAAAUGAGGAAGUGCGCUUCGUUCAAACCAAUCCAAUUUUUCUAUGAAAAAAAAUCCCAGAAAAAAAAUCAAAAAGGUCAAGAAAAAAAUUCUGGAAUGAAAACGGCUCUCGUAACGUUUCGGAGGAAAUCAAUAAGAGUAGUUGAACAAGAGAUGGUUUCGCUAGAGAUUUUUUUUGUGUUUGUUACUUUAUUUAUUUGUUUUUCCUCUCUUUUUUUUUUUGCCAUGCAGAUGUAUUCAACGGGAUGUUAUUACAAUAACUAUAGAAAGCAUUUCUUGAUAUCCGGCUUACGCGCCUUCGGUGGCGCUCAGAGGUGAUGAUUCACUGCCACCUGAAUGAGAGAUGAGCCGUCUCAAUUUUGUUUUCUGGUGCACUUUUAUUCUCUCUAAACUCCAUUGUGCAUUUCAGCCCGGUUUUAUUUUGUAAAAAUCUAUUUACAAAUGCCAAAAAAAAAAAUCCUAAUUAUAAUGAGCUUUGUAGAUAUUUUUCCAGGUUUUUAGAAGACUUUCAAGUGCAAAGAAAACGUUGCACGGUAGACAAUAAAUAGUAGUUUGGACUGCAUUAAAUGGGUCGACUGUUUGGACAACCAGAAAUGAUGCGUGCGUUGACGUGGAAGCAGGAGUGUAAACAUUUCAAAGUGAUGCUUAUUUGAACGAUACAUAAGGAAUAUUAGCCACACUCGGAAAAAAAUGGAUGCUGCUCAAAUGAAGUCUGAAUAUUACCGUAUAUACUCGCGUAUAGGUGGCUAUUUUUUUAGAGCGAACUUUUCGCCCAAAGAUGGGGGUGCCACUUAUGCGCUGUCCAUAAUUUAGACCAUCGAAACACUGAAAAAACACCCAGUUUAGCUUACGGUACGUUUGCUAACGCUAACUACACAGGCUAGUUAUGCUCAAAAUAAUCUACACAUAUCUAUGAUUAAAAAAAAAAAAUACACACUGUACUUUAGACGAACCGUACUUAGCGAAGAAAAUUUGUCCAAGGAAGAAAUAAAGACUCGGUUUAAACUUUACACGACAUGCAGCCAUCUUGGUUUUCACAACAAUGUCGCCAAACCACCUCGAGAGGUUGUUCUAGGAGCGUGAGUGAAAGAGGAAUUUGAGGGUUUCCAUCCAGGAUGAUCAGGAAGAGUUACUGUAAGUCUGUCAAGAAAGUUAAGAAACAAAAACUUGUUUGUGCUCUGUACCCUGUCAAGUCCUGGAUGAUAGUUUGGAGUUUUAGGUGCCGUCUAAUAACUCAAAAGCACUCUAUCCAAAUAAAAAUAACAAACCAAAAGAGUCAAAAACGUAUUCACAACGGAACCAACAAACAUUCCAUUUAAGCACAAUUAACCCGGAACGAAUUAACUUUAUAUGUAGAGGUACCACUGUAUAUGGCUCAUACAGUUUGUGUUGUUACUAGGUGUGUACAGUAAGCUGUUUCGAAAUAAAAAUACAGUUAAUAAAUGAUGUUUAUUUGUUUCCGUCAUAUUGGGAUGGAAAAUCAGUCCAAAUAUUUGCCCAAAAAUCUCCUGCAUUGUGGUGCGACCUAUACGAGGGCCACCCAUAAAUACAUUUUAAACCACAAACUAGAGGCUCCUGGAGCCACCUAUACGCCAGUAUAUACGGUAAUGUAAAGUUGUACUAUUAAGACUUUUUUUUAAGUGAUAAAAGGGAGAAGUUGGAAAAAUACAGUGCUGGCCAAAAGUAUUGGCACCCCUCAGUUCUGUCAGAUAAUGCUGAAUUUCUCCCAGAAAAUGAUUGCAAUUACAAUUGCUUUGGUAGUAAAAUCUUUAUUUAUUUUGCUUUGCUUGCAAUGAAAAACCACAAAAGAGAGUGGGAAAAAAAUCAUUAUCAUUUUACACAAAACUCCAAAAAUGGGCCGAACAAAAGUAUUGGCACCCUUUGAAAAAAAAUCAUGUGAUGCUUCUCUCAUUUAUGUAAUAAACAGCUACUUACCUGUAUCACAUAGCAGGUGGUGCCAAUAACUAAUUCACACUUGCAGCCAGUUAAAAUGGAUUGAAGUUGACUCAACCUCUGUCCUCUGUCCUUGUGUGUACCACAUUGAGCAUGGAGAAAGGAAAGAAGACCAAAGAACUGUCUGGGGACUUGAGAAGCAAAAUUGUGAGGAAGCAUGGACAAUCUCAAAUCUCCAAAGACCUGAAUGUUCCUGUGUCUACCGUGCGCAGUGUCAUCAAUAAGUGUAAAGCCCACGGCACUGUGGCUAACUCCCCUAGAUGUGGACGGAAAAGAAACAUUGACGAGAGAUUUCAACGAAAGAUUUUGCGGAUGGUGGAUAAAGAACCUUGACUAACAUCCAGAAAAGUUCAAGCUGUGCCGCAGUCCGAGGGUACGACAGUGUCAACCCAUACUAUCCGUCGGCGUCUGAAUGAUAAGGGACUCUAUGGUGGCAUAGAGUCCCAAGAUAACCCAACUUCUGACCCAGAGACAUAAAAACAGCCAGGCUGGAGUUUGCCAAAACUUAUCUGAGAAAGCCAAAAAUGUUUUGGUUGGAAGAAUGUCCUUUGGCCAGACGAGACAAAAGUAGUGCUUUUUGGGAAAAGGCAUCAAUAUAGAGUUUACAGGGGGAAAAACGAGGCCUUUAAAGAAAAGAACACGGUCCCCACAGUCAAACAUGGCGGCGGUUCCCUGAUGUUUUGGGGUUGCUUUGCUACCUCUGGCACUGGACUGCUUGACCGUGUGCAUGGCAUUAUGAAGUCUGAAGACUACCAACAGAUUUUGCAGCAUAAUGAAGAAAGCUGGGUCUACCUCAGAGGUCUUUCAGCAGGACAAUGACCCAAAACACACUUCAAAAAGCACUAGUUUGAGAGAAAGCAGACUUCUAAAGUGGCCAGACCUGAAUCCCAUAGAACACACCUGUGGAAAGAUCUGAGAAUGGCACCCUUCAAAUGUCAGAGAUCUGGAGCAGUUGGCCAAAGAAGAAUGGUCGAAAAUUCCAGCAGAGCCUUGUAAGAAUCUCAUUGAUUGAUACCAGAAGCGGUUGUUCGCAGUUAUUUCGUCGAAAGGUUGUGCUAACAAGUAUUUGGCUGAGGGUGCCAAUACUUUUGUCCGGCUCAUUUUUGGAAUUUUGUGGAAAAUGAUCAUGAUUUCAUUUAUUUUUUGCAUUCUCUUUUGUGUUUUUUCAUUGCAAGCAAAAUACGACCAAAGUAUUUCUAAUUGCAAUCAUUUUCUGGGAGAAAUUGAGCAGUAUCUGACAGAAUUGCAGGGGUGCCAAUAUUUGUGGCCAUCACUGUAGUUAUUGCAAAAAUAAAUUUGAGACUAUUAAUCAUAAUUAAGCGGUCUGUCGCUAAUGGAAAAGUCACAAAUACCAUUUUCAAGUUGAAGAAUUGCUUAACCCUAUUUGAUAACCCUAUUUUAUCUGUAAUUUGUAAAAACAAUUUUCAGUGUGGCAUCCUUUGUCCAAUGAACUCUAGGACUUUUUACUAAACAGCUUUGGGUCUUUUUUUUCCCAGGAAAAAUACAAAGCUUUUCUUAGAAUUUUCAAAACAGAUGUGUGAGAUGAAGGGAAGCUGUGUCUAAAAGUGUGAUGACAAUUGACCUUCAGGACCCUUUCUCAAUUUUAGCAACAAAAUUGUUGUAGUCUCUUUUAUUUUUUAUUUUUGCUGUAGAAAAGAAAAAAUCCUAGGCAAUAAUAUAUCUAUGUGCGCACAUGCGUACGUGUGUCUACUGUAUGUGUUACACUUAAAGAUCACGCGUCAUUUGGCUGAGUUAGACGCUCGCGUCAACAUUACUUGGGUCAGUGUUUUUCAACCGGGGUACUGCGGCACAGAGAUCGUCAGGUGUGCCGCGAGAAAUGAUCCCAUAUCGCUUUUUUUUGUUGUUUUUUUUGUUUUUUUUUACGUUGUUGGGCGGAGUUGCAGUAGAAAGGAAUGAGUAGGUACUGUAGAAGGUUGCGGUCGUGUGCAGAUGAGCGAGGUAUUGCUCGUGUCGCGUUCAAGAACUGCUCCGAUUUCUAGCCAUCAGCCACCUUGCUGUCCGCGACCAUGUGGACCCCAGCACGUCUAAUGUACAUCAUUUGAUUCGACUCGUACAGUGCGCAAAAGUGUCCUUUCCAUUUUAUCCAUAUGUGACGACCGUCAAUCCUCCCCGUUUUAUUCCAACACAUUGUCGAGGAUAACGAAGUGGCUGAUGGCUAGAAAUCCGAGCAGUUCUCGAACGCGACACGAGCAACACCUCGGCGCUCGCCUGCACACGACCAAGAACCUUCAAUCUACUCCUUCCUACUGCAAUUCCACCCGACGACGUCUGCGUGCCGUUAACAAAGCGGAGUGUUCGUCAAAAUACCAGACAGGGGGCACCCUAAUAAUGUCAUGAAUUGUAUUAUAAAUUGUAUAAGAGAAACAGGCAACUUUUUUGAGAAAAACUACAAAGGUCAAUGAGAAAGCCCUCAAAACCUUGUUGCUAAAUCCAAGAAGUCCAACACAAUGGCAGAAACAUUAAUACUACUUGCCUGCAAAGCCAUUGUCAGUGAGGUGUUCGGCCCUGAUGCGGUUAAAGACAUUGCUAAAGUCCCCCUGUCUGAUCAUUCUGAGCUUUUCAAGCCUAACUGCUAUAAUAAAUAAAAACAGACAGCGACGGAGAGCUGUUGAAGAAGAUUCCUGCCACGAUAUUGGCUUUGUGUUCAUCUAACCACUGUUUACGUAUAAAUAUUGAGCAGUUAUUUUCGAAUUAAAUAAACUGUACAGAAAUUAAUUUUGGAACAUUUUUGGUUUGCGGUGUGCCCUGAGAUUUUUCCCAAUGUAAAAACGUGCCGUGACUCAGAAAAGGCUGAAAAACACUGACUUGGGAAAUGUAACCAUUUGACUCUGCUCCACCCGCCGUCGUAAUCACAAUUGAUUUUUAAUUUUACGCCAAAAACAUGGUUGUAAAAUGAGUGGGGGAAAAGUCCUAACAUGAGGGGAAAAUAGUAUUACAAGAAAAAGUGAUAAAGCAUAUUACUAGGAUGGGAAAUUCCAUUUGAUGUGAAUCAUGAUCAUACUUCAUAUUAGGUGAAAACAGUUGUAAUAUUAUAAACAUUUUGACAUCAUGAGUGGAAAAAGUCCAUGUUCAACAUAAGAAUCUUUUUUAAGAAACAAAAUGCAAUACCAAAAAGUAAAAUAUGAUGGAGAAAGGGCGGGGCUUGGUGAAAAAAAUUUGCCUAUUUUUGAUGUGAUUUCAAAACAAAAAUAUUUCGGGAGGAGAGUUGAGGGGAAUGACAGCCUAAUACUUUUUGCCUUGUACUAUAGCAAUUUUUAUUUCUUCAUUUUAGGACUUUUUUCCCGAAAACAACUCACAAAUUUUAUGUUUGCUGAAAAAGAAAUGCCCAUCUUUCAAUUUGAAUGAAAACUGCUCUUAUAAUCCUCAGAAGAUGCCUUUAGUCUCACGUCACCGUCGUUUGUUUCCAUCUCAUCCACGCCUGACUCCGGUCUUAUAUAAUCUGCUUUCCAUAUACUGUAGAGUACAGUACGUAUAAUACAGUAGACAUGCUGAUGUUUUCCAUUUGUCCAUAUCUGUUCACUGACGCAUUCAAAUUAAAAUUGUUUUCUAAAGGUACUGAG
Corythoichthys intestinalis (scribbled pipefish) is the source of this 7404-nucleotide messenger RNA. RefSeq names its product drebrin 1 (gene dbn1). Gene Ontology annotation, cellular component: dendrite; lamellipodium; cortical actin cytoskeleton. The transcript is spliced from 15 exons. Gene Ontology annotation, molecular function: actin filament binding. Gene Ontology annotation, biological process: positive regulation of dendritic spine morphogenesis; positive regulation of axon extension; regulation of actin filament polymerization. Lineage: Eukaryota; Metazoa; Chordata; Actinopteri; Syngnathiformes; Syngnathidae. Bases 22 to 1848 code for a protein of 608 amino acids. The record is from RefSeq and is a predicted model, not a curated record.